Alnus glutinosa is the source of this 2086-nucleotide messenger RNA. RefSeq names its product scarecrow-like protein 23. Lineage: Eukaryota; Viridiplantae; Streptophyta; Magnoliopsida; Fagales; Betulaceae. The transcript has a single exon. The record is from RefSeq and is a predicted model, not a curated record. Gene Ontology annotation, biological process: bundle sheath cell fate specification; regulation of DNA-templated transcription; leaf development. Gene Ontology annotation, cellular component: nucleus. Bases 354 to 1667 code for a protein of 437 amino acids. Gene Ontology annotation, molecular function: DNA-binding transcription factor activity; sequence-specific DNA binding.
AAACGGACUCAACGAAAGGACACAAGUGCGGAGUAGGUAAUGGGGAUAGCUUUGGAUUGGAUAGCAUAGGAGACAGGAGACCCCUUAUUCUCGGAUUAAAAGUUCUCUUCCUUUUUCCGUCUGUCUCAGUCCACCCUCCCUACUUUCUCUCACUUUCCCUCGUUUUUUCUCUCUCCCCAAACACCGCUCUCCUCUCUGACACCACCCACCCUCUCUGCAAACUCUCUGUUCUCACUCCCCUUGUUUUUCUCUCAAGCCUUUGUCCCUUUCCCCCCAAAGGCUAUUCACCUUUUUAUUCUCUCUCUCUCUCUCUCUCUCUCACUUUCUCUCCUUUUUUCUCUCUCUGAUCGAUCAUGCUUCAAAGCUUGGUUCCGCAAUCUCCAAUUUCGAAUACUAACCCUAAUACUAGUCCUAGCAAUAGCAACGCCAUGAGGACGAAGCGCGUGGACCGCGAUGAUAGCUCCGGCGACGAGGCGACGAUGAAGCGGAGGAAUUUGUUGAACGAGGCGUCGGUCUCCGGCGAGAAGGCCGUGGAGGAAGCGGAGGAGGGCGAGUCGAGCGGGCUGAGACUCCUAGGGCUUCUGCUGCAGUGCGCCGAGAGCGUCGCCACGGAGAACCUCGACGACGCCACCGAUCUCCUCCCCGAAAUUGUGGAGCUCUCGUCCCCGUACGGCUCGUCGCCGCAGCGCGUGGGGGCAUACUUCGCGCACGCACUCCAGGCGCGCGUGAUCACCUCCUGCCUGGGCACCUACUCGCCGCUGAGCUCCAGAAGCCAAACCCUAACCCAGUCCCAGAGAAUCUUCUUGGCUCUCCAAUCCUACAAUUCCAUCAGCCCUUUAGUGAAAUUCUCUCACUUCACAGCCAACCAAGCCAUUUUCCAAGCCUUGGACGGCCAAGACCGCGUACACGUCAUCGAUCUCGAUAUAAUGCAGGGCCUCCAGUGGCCAGGGCUGUUCCACAUCCUCGCCUCCCGAACUAGAAAGAUCCGAUCUAUGCGGGUCACCGGGUUCGGAUCCUCCUCCGAGUUGUUGGAGUCGACCGGUAAGAGACUGGCGGACUUCGCGACGUCGCUGGGGUUGCCUUUCGAGUUCCACUCGUUCGAGGGCAAAAUAGGGAAUCUGAAAGAUCCGAGUCAACUCGGGGUGAGGCCGAGCGAGGCGAUCGUCGUGCACUGGAUGCACCACUGCCUGUACGACAUAACGGGGAGCGACUUGAGAGCGUUGAGAUUGUUGACUUUGUUGAGACCGAGGGUGAUGACGAUGGUGGAACAGGAUCUGAGCCACGGCGGCGGGUUCUUGGCGAGGUUCGUGGAGGCUUUGCAUUACUACAGCGCGUUGUUCGACGCGCUGGGGGACGGAUUGGAUGGGGAGAGCGUGGAGAGGCAUAUGGUGGAGCAGCAGUUGUUUGGGUGCGAGAUUAGAAACAUCGUGGCCGUGGGUGGGCCCAAGAGGACCGGGGAGGAGAAGGUGGAGAGGUGGGGGGACGAGCUGAGGCGGGUCGGGUUCCGGCCGGUUUCGCUUGGGGGGAACCCGGCGGCCCAGGCCAGCUUGUUGCUUGGGAUGUUCCCAUGGAAGGGUUAUACUCUGGUGGAGGAGAAUGGGUGCUUGAAGUUAGGGUGGAAGGAUCUGUCUUUGCUCACAGCCUCGGCGUGGCAGCCGUCGGUUUGAAUUGGUACGAUGGAAUCCGAUGAAUAUUAUUUGGAUCGUCGGUCAGGUUAGGAACAAGUGGGAUCAUGCUUUUGGUGCAUUUCAAUGUUGUUGAAGAGUAGUUUUAGAGAAUUUUUGUUUGUGUUUAAUAAUACCAAGGAGAUUUUGAAGGUAUUAAGUGAACUAGUCUUUGUUCACAUUGUUGUUAAUUCUUUGAACUUGUUCCUGUGUAUUUGGGAAAAGGAAAAACAUAGAGAGAGAAAAAAAAAAAAAAAAAAUGAUCCUUUCUAUUUGGAGGUAGCUUUUAGGGGAUUUUAUAGGUGCUAAACUCAAGUGGUAGUCAUUGAAUUCUUAAUUCCUUGUAAUUGCUUGAUUUAUUUCAAUAUUUUACAUGUGGGCCUUUGUUAAAUGUCCUAGAAAAUAUAAAUUUGGUUCCAAUU